This is a messenger RNA of Owenia fusiformis, 1323 nucleotides long. The record is from the annotation of a GenBank genome assembly. NCBI's taxonomy places the organism in Eukaryota, Metazoa, Annelida, Polychaeta, Sabellida, Oweniidae.
ACUAAUUAUGUAGAGAAAUGUUUGUAAGUGGUUUCUAAAAGUUUUAUUUCAUUAUAGAAUAAAAUUUGGUAGUUUUAACUCUACCCAGUUCUUCUCUAGUGCAGUGAACAUAUAUCAGAUUACUUGGUUUAGAAAACAAGUUCCAGCCCUGCGUAUCUAACCAGCAAACGGUCCAAACCAGAAGUUUCGGCUUAUAUUCAGAUAAGAUUUCAUUACUCAUUCACAAGGAUAUAGAACGGACUAUUCCCCCGACUUUUCCACGUCCAGUUAUACAAAAUGGCCAGCAAGGGAGCAGACCUCGAGCAGGAGAAUGAAAUCUUGGAUUGGAUGGAGACGAUCAUGGGUGAAAAACUACCAAGAGGAAACUUUGGAGAAGAUUUGAAAAAUGGUGUUAUUCUUUGUCGGUUCAUCAAUAAGCUCGCCCCUGAUUCCAUCCCAGAGAAGAAAAUCGCUACCAGCGGUGGAGGAUUCAAACUCCGAGAAAACGUUGAACGAUUCCAGAAAGCUAUUGUAAAAUACGGCGUUCCACAAGAAGAAAUAUUUGUGACAGUAGAUUUAUUUGAAAAGAAAAAUCUGAAGCAGGUCCGAUUGACUCUGCUUGCUUUGGGAAGAAUUGCACAAAACAAGGGCCAGCCAGGCAUAGGACCAAAGAUGUCCGACGAGAAUAAGAGGAAUUUCAGCGAGGAGCAGAUUCGACAGGGGCGUGACGCCCAAAUUGGACUCCAGGCAGGAUCUAAUAAGGGGGCGUCUCAAGCGGGAAUUAACAUGGGAAAACAGAGAAUGAUCCAAGAUUAAACACCUAGGUGUUUGCAAUGAUGAACACCUGGGUCUAGCGUUUUGUAUGAUGAACACCUGUAUGCUAAUGCUGCCAAAAGAAAUGAAAUCGUUUAUUGUUAAAACGUGAUAAACAGUUGAAAGAAUUCAAUAAAAUGAGAACACGUGACCUUGUUGUGUCAUGUUGCCAUAGUGCUUAUCAUAUGAUUCUGAUGUUCAUCAUGAUAUUACUAGGUGUUCAUCAUUACUGAAACCAGUGUUCAUCAAAACAGAUGUUACUUCAUAGACAUUCAGAAUGAUAUAUAAAGAAUUGUGAAAUAUUAAAAGUAAAUAUUGAAUUGCAAAUUAUUAUUCAAGAAAAACAAUAAUUUUUCUUUCCUUGUUCGGGAUUGGCUGGAGGCUGGCGGUUUCAAAUUUGGCACAAGACACAGAAGUCUCCCUUAUUAAAAUCUUUAUGCAAAUAAAUUCAUUAUAUUUAAUUUAAUAUUUAUUAUUCUUAUACGAUUCUUGACAUAGCAUUCAUCUUUUUUUAGAAUUAUAGCAAACAUU